AUGGAGGCACCUUUCCGAGAAGGAACCGCGACGUUCCAGCAUGCGCAUUUCCCCCAACCCGCGCAAACCUGGUACCGAGUCUACGGCGAUCUCACGGUCAACACUCCUCUCGUCGUCCUGCACGGAGGCCCCGGGUUCUGCCACAACUACCUGCUCCCCCUGGCCGAUCUGGCUCCCACGCGCGCCGUGAUCCUGUACGGCCAGAUCGGAAACGGGCGGUCGACGCACUACCCGGAGAAACGCGGCGAUCACGCGUUCUGGACGGUUGACCUGUUAAUCUCCGAGCUGGAGAACCUGCUGGCCUAUCUAGGCAUCGCCGGGGACUUUGAUCUUUUGGGCCACUCGUGGGGGGGCAUGCUCGGCGCGUUUCGCGCCGUCGAUCGGCUGCGCGCGACCCUGCCCCAGCCUGUGCAGGAGACACUCAAGCAAUGCGAAGACGAGGGCCGGCUCGACUCCACGGAGUAUGCGGAUGCCACUAUGGUCUUUUUGUCUCAGUUCUCCUGUCAAGUGGAUCCCUGGCCGCAGGAGUUGCUGGAUAGUCUUGUGUGGGCGACGGAAAAGGAUUCCACGGUGGCGUCGACCAUCCUGAAGGAUUGGUGCGUGCUGGAUCGGCUGCAGGCUAUUCAGGUGCUCACCCUGCUGAUUAAUGGGAGGUAUGACGAGGCGCAGAACAGUACGGUCGAGCCGUUCUUCUGGGGAAUCCCUAAGGUCAAGUGGGUGACGCUGUCGGAGAGUGCGCACUGUCCCCAGUUCGAUGAGCCGGAGAAAUACCUGCAGGUCAUCGCAGACUUCUUGGCUUCUUCAUAG
This is a messenger RNA of Aspergillus saccharolyticus JOP 1030-1, 807 nucleotides long. RefSeq names its product proline-specific peptidase. Gene Ontology annotation, molecular function: peptidase activity. NCBI's taxonomy places the organism in Eukaryota, Fungi, Ascomycota, Eurotiomycetes, Eurotiales, Aspergillaceae. The coding region runs from base 1 to 807 and encodes 268 amino acids. The record is from RefSeq and is a predicted model, not a curated record. The transcript has 3 exons. Gene Ontology annotation, biological process: proteolysis.